CCAUUUGUCUUUUUUUUUUUUUUGAUUUGAUAGGAAAUGCUUUCUAAGAGUAAUAGAGCCCUAACUUCGUUUUCUUCCUGGUUCGUUCUCAUGUUUAGAUUUUUCAUGGAGCUUGUGAGGGUUUUCUCCGAAGUUCGUUUUUGAAACAAUUAAACCCCAGGUAAAAGUGUUUGCCCUGAAAACGACUCCUGGACUUGAAGCAAUAAAUAGCAUCUUCUUAUAAUGACGGUUACCCAUCUGGUCGGUGCGUACUCUAAUGGAUUGGCAACUACAAGAUAUGGAAGGAGAUCAGUAAAGAAUACAAGGAUACUUGUUCCUGAAAGCUCAAAUGAAAUUAAUAAUUGCCUCACGAAGAUUGAUAAGAGGGAAAUAAGCUCUUCCGAUGUCCUCAAGCAUUUACGACUUUCCUCGGACCAUGGCGUCUUGUUCUCUUCGGUCGUUAGCUCUUGCAGGAAGCGCAUUUUUCCUGUGGUCAGAAAUCAGUAUAGUCCAGAUUGUGGUGCGGAUGAUUACAAUGUGGAGGAGAGAUUCAAUACAAAGAAAGGGCGUACUGUGAGCAAUUUGAGUGAGUUGUCGGGGGCAGCUAGCAGGCAAUCACAUUCUCAAAAUGUCAAAAGUGAGCUCAUUUUUCUUACUUUACCAGCACUAGCUGGACAAGCAAUUGAUCCUUUGGCACAACUGAUGGAGACAGCUUAUAUUGGUAGAUUAGGUUCUGUGGAGUUAGCUUCUGCUGGUGUUUCCAUAUCAAUCUUUAACAUUAUAUCGAAGUUAUUCAAUAUUCCCCUCCUUAGUGUUGCAACUUCAUUUGUGGCUGAAGAUAUCUCAAAAAGUACAAACAAGAGAUCUCCCACAGAUGGGGAUUGUGAGGAAGAAAAUCAUAACAAUAAGCAACACAAUGAAAAGGAUGAAAGAAAGCAACUUCAAUCUGUCUCUACUGCCUUACUUUUGGCAUUUGGAAUUGGUGUCAUUGAGGCUAUAGCCUUGUCUUUGGGAUCUGGAGCGCUCCUCAACAUUAUGGGUAUAUCAACUGCUUCACCCAUGCGUGUUUCAGCACAGAAAUUUCUCUCACUGAGAGCCUUUGGUGCUCCUGCAGUUGUGAUUUCUCUGGCUCUUCAAGGCAUCUUCCGUGGAUUUAAAGAUACCAAGACCCCUGUUCUGUGUUUAGGAGCUGGAAAUUUAUUAGCUGUAUUUUUGUUUCCCAUUCUUAUUUAUUACUGCCGCCUCGGUGUUACUGGUGCUGCCAUUUCGACUGUUUCAUCUCAGUAUGUUGUCAGCUUUUUUAUGCUAUGGUUUCUUAACAAGAGGGCUGUGUUGUUACCUCCCAAGCUGGAAAAUUUGCAUUUCGGUGGCUAUUUGAAAUCUGGUGGUUUCCUUCUUGCAAGAACUCUGGCUGUUCUUAUUACACUGACUCUUGGGACAUCAAUGGCUGCUCGUCAAGGACCAUUAGCUAUGGCUGCUCACCAGAUAUGUUUGCAAGUGUGGUUGGCCGUGUCUCUCCUUACAGAUGCGCUUGCUGCAUCUGGUCAGGCUCUGAUUGCAAGUUAUUUUACAAAGGGUGACUACAACACAGUUAAAGAAAUUACCUAUUUUGUGUUGAAGGCAGGGAUUCUUACAGGUGUUACCUUAGCUGCAAUACUGGGUACAACAUUUGGUUUUUUGGCUACAUUAUUCACCAAAGACAUGGAUGUACUAGUUAUUGUUAGAUCUGGGGUUUUGUUUGUCAGUGCCAGUCAACCCAUUAAUGCCCUAGCUUUUAUUUUUGAUGGUCUCCAUUAUGGUGUUUCUGAUUUUGCAUAUGCAGCUCAGUCAAUGAUGGUAGUGGGAGCAAUAUCUUCUGCAGUUUUGCUGUAUGCGCCUUCCAUUUUUGGUCUUCCAGGAGUGUGGUCAGGUUUAGCUCUAUUCAUGGGCUUGCGUAUGGUGGCAGGAUAUAUAAGAUUAACAUCAAAAACUGGCCCAUGGUGGUUCUUGCAUAGUAACUUGCAAGAAAUUUAGAUUAACAUCAAAAACUGGCCCAUGGUGGUUCUUGCAGAGGAACUUGCGAAAAAUUUUGGUUUGUGAAUUAAUCUGAAUAUUAAAUUGCUAAUUUAUUGGUAUUCUUCGACAUAAUACUACCUAAUUUUACAGGUACGUUAACAUGAUGUAUUCGUUAUGUGCCAUUGCUUGUGCUUGUGAAAUCAAUGCGGUGAAGCAAUUACAUAAUGUCCCCACCUGUUUCUCAGUCGUGACCGAGUAGGGUUGUAUGGCUGUAAUAAGUCUCUUGUACUAAUUAUAUAAGAGGAAAAGUUGGCUAGUUUCUAAGAAUAGAUGGUAGGGGCUUCACCCAAUUGCUGAAUGUAGUGAUGGAUUUUAAAUGGAAAUCGGCUCUAAAGACAAUGUUAAACGGAUAUAUAUUCAAACAUAUCAAAAUAAAAUCGUACAUUUCAUUCUCUCC
Nelumbo nucifera (sacred lotus) is the source of this 2431-nucleotide messenger RNA. Its product is annotated as MATE efflux family protein. Gene Ontology annotation, cellular component: membrane. Lineage: Eukaryota; Viridiplantae; Streptophyta; Magnoliopsida; Proteales; Nelumbonaceae. Gene Ontology annotation, biological process: transmembrane transport. Gene Ontology annotation, molecular function: xenobiotic transmembrane transporter activity; antiporter activity. The record is from RefSeq and is a predicted model, not a curated record.